AAACUUGCAGCUGCUCACUUUUCAGACUAUGCUCUUGUUUGGUGGAAUAAGUUUGCAAAAGAGAGAUUGAGAAAUGAGGAGCCAGCGGUGGAAACAUGGGCUGAAAUGAAACGAAUCAUGAGGAAAAGAUAUGUCCCUUCAAGCCAUGCUAGGGAUGUAAAAUUUAAACUUCAAAAACUUACCCAAGGCAGCAAGAGUGUUGAGGAGUAUUACAAAGAACUUGAGGUGCUUAUGUUGCAAGCCAAUCUUGAGGAGGAUGAAGAGGUAACCAUGAUUCGAUUUAUUAAUGGUCUAUCUAAUGAUGUUAGAGAUAUUGUAGAACUUCAGGAAUAUGUAGACAUGGAAGAAUUGCUGCACAAGGCCACUAAAGUUGAGCAACAACUCAAAAGGAAAGGGCUUGCAAGGAAGAGUUCUACCAAUUCCAAUUCAUCUUGGAGAGACAGAAUGAAGAAUGAAGGGCCGAGCACCCUUAGCAAACCAGCCACCAAACCACAAGCUUCAGCUUCUUCAAAACCUCUUGAACAACCAUCCAAAAAGAGCAAAGAGGUCAAGUGCUUCAAAUGCCAAGGUAUGGGACAUUAUGCUUAUGAAUGUGCCUCCAAAAAGACCAUGAUUCUUAAGGAUGAUGGAGACUACACCAGUGAGUCCGAAGGAGAACAAAGUGAAGAAGAAGAGGAGGCAGCCAUGAAUGGUGAACUGUUGAUGAUCCGAAGAAUGCUUGGUAGCCAACAAAAGCCAAAGAAAGAAAGCCAAAGAGAGAAUAUCUUUCACACAAGAUGUUCUGUCAAUGGGCAGAUUUGCUUGAUGAUUGUUGAUGGCGGAAGCUGUACUAAUGUGGCUAGUGAAAGAAUGGUGGAGAAGCUGAACCUGGUCACAAAACCACAUCCUUGGCCAUACAAACUUCAAUGGCUCAGCCACUAUGGAGAAAUACAAGUAAGUAAGCAAGUUGAAGUUGACUUUUCCAUUGGCAAAUACAGGGAUAAGGUUCUUUGUGAUGUUGUUCCCAUGGAGGCUAGUCACAUACUGCUGGGAAGACCAUGGCAAUAUGACACCAAGGAUUAUGAGGAUGUGUUUCCAACAAGUGUUCCAAGUGGUCUACCACCACUGAGAGGAAUUGAGCAUCAAAUUGAUCUCAUUCCGGGAGCUUCUUUGCCUAAUAGGCCAGCAUAUAGAAGCAACCCACAAGAAACCACUGAAAUUCAAAGACAAGUGGAAGAACUCAUGAACAAAGGGUGGGUAAGAAAUAGCAUGAGUCCUUGUGCUGUACCGGUGAUUUUGGUACCAAAGAAAGAUGGGACUUGGAGAUUUGUUGUGAGUUCGAAAGGAGUGCAGGUUGAUGAGGAAAAGAUCAAAGCCAUUCAAGAGUGGCCCACUCCUAAAUCCGUGGGUGAUGUAAGAAGUUUUCAUGGCUUGGCCAGUUUCUACAGGAGGUUUGUAAAGGACUUUAGUACCUUGGCAGCACCCCUAAAUGAAGUGGUGAAAAAGAAUGUGGGUUUUCAUUGGGGAAAGAAUCAAGAAGAGGCCUUUGCUGCCCUAAAGCAUAAGCUUACCCAUGCACCUAUACUUGCUUUACCUAACUUUGCUAAAUCUUUUGAACUUGAAUGUGAUGCUUCAAAUGUAGGUAUUGGAGCUGUGUUGCUUCAAGAAGGCCACCCAAUUGCUUAUUUUAGUGAAAAGUUAAGCGGAGCUGCCCUUAACUAUUCUACUUAUGAUAAGGAAUUGUAUGCUUUGGUGAGAGCUUUGAAGACCUGGCAGCAUUAUCUUUUGCCCAAGGAAUUCGUGAUUCAUAGUGAUCAUGAGUCGCUGAAAUACUUGAAGGGGCAAGGUAAGUUGAACAAAAGGCAUGCCAAAUGGGUUGAAUUUUUGGAACAAUUUCCCUAUGUCAUAAAACACAAAAAGGGGAAAAGUAACAUUGUGGCUGAUGCUUUAUCCAGGAGACACGUGCACAAUGGAUUUUUAUUUAAGGAAAACAGGUUGUGUGUGCCUAAAAGUUCCAUUAGAGAACUGCUUGUUAAAGAAUCCCAUGCUGGGGGACUAAUGGGUCAUUUUGGAGUCCAAAAGACUCUAGAAACUUUACAGGAACAUUUCUAUUGGCCCAAAAUGAAACAUGAUGUGAUCAAGUUUUGUGAACAUUGCAUUGUUUGCAAGAAGGCUAAGUCUAAGGUGAUGCCACAUGGUUUGUAUACUUCUUUGCCAAUCCCUGAAUACCCUUGGGUUGACUUGUCUAUGGACUUUGUUUUAGGCCUCCCUAGAACAAAGAAUGGUAAGGAUUCCAUUUUUGUGGUUGUUGAUAGGUUUUCAAAAAUGGCUCACUUUAUUCCUUGCAGGAAAGCUGAUGAUGCUUGUCACGUUGCUGAUUUGUUCUUUAAAGAAGUUGUAAGACUUCAUGGGAUGCCUAGAAGCAUAGUUAGUGAUAGGGACACCAAGUUCCUAAGUCACUUCUGGAGGACUUUAUGGGGGAAGUUAGGCACCAAACUUUUGUUCUCUACCACUUGCCACCCACAAACUGAUGGGCAAACUGAGGUGGUUAAUAGGACCCUAGGCACCUUGCUUAGGACUGUCCUUAAGGCCAAUUUAAAGGCUUGGGAGGCGUGUUUGCCUCAUGUUGAAUUUGCUUACAAUAGGGCUGUCCAUAGCACUACCAAUUGCUCUCCAUUUGAAGUAGUGUAUGGAUUUAACCCUUUGACUCCUCUUGAUUUGUUGCCUAUGCCUAACAUUUCGGUGCACAUGAGGAAGGAAAGGUUUCCAGAACAAAGGAAAUCCAAACUCCAACCUAGAGGGGAUGGACCUUUUCAAGUGCUUGAGAGAAUCAAUAACAAUGCCUACAAAAUAGAGCUUCCAGAUGGCGGAGAAUUUGAUUUGAGGUCAAAUCCUUUUCAAGAGGGAGGGAAUGAUGAGGACAAGGACAAGGACAAGGGUCAUGGAGCCCUAAAAGGACUUGGAGGACCAAUGACAAGGGCUAGAGCUAAAAAGGCCAAAGAGACUCUUCAGCAAGUAGUGGCAACCAUUCUUGAAGACAAAGUGGUAGAAGAGAUGGAACCAAAAAUCAUGAUGAUCAUUCAGGCCCAAGAAGAAGAGUAG
Molecule: messenger RNA, 3081 nt
Organism: Lotus japonicus
Lineage: Eukaryota; Viridiplantae; Streptophyta; Magnoliopsida; Fabales; Fabaceae
Exons: 7
Biological process (GO): DNA integration
Molecular function (GO): zinc ion binding; nucleic acid binding
Source: RefSeq, a predicted model, not a curated record